This is a messenger RNA of Cinara cedri, 207 nucleotides long. NCBI's taxonomy places the organism in Eukaryota, Metazoa, Arthropoda, Insecta, Hemiptera, Aphididae. The record is from the annotation of a GenBank genome assembly.
AUGAAAUUUAUUCAGUGUCCAUUUAUCAACGUUCCAAAACAAACAGAUUCAUAUAACUGUGGAGUUUACAUAGGAUACUAUGCAUUUACAAUUAUGAAAGAAUCAAAUUUCGAUAAAAAAUUCAAUCCCGAUGAUUUCAGAGAUGCUAAAAAAAGAUAUCUCUUAGAGAACUCUGAAGACAUAGAUAGAGGUAUGUUUGUAUCAUGA